Messenger RNA from Lactuca saligna, 3235 nucleotides. Lineage: Eukaryota; Viridiplantae; Streptophyta; Magnoliopsida; Asterales; Asteraceae. The record is from the annotation of a GenBank genome assembly.
CAUAAGGUGGCGACUAUACAAUGUACAUCUCAUGUCAAAUAUCUAUUAUACUAUUAUCUCCUCCGAUACUAUCUUCGAUCUCCCCAUUUCAAUUGGUUAAUUUCUCGUGGAAAAUCGAUCCGAUUAGCUGCAUUAACUCCACUCUGUUUCUGUUAAAAAUCUCCUCAAUUUGAUCAGCAUCAGCAAUUCCGACGGCGAUAGAAAAUGGCUAAGGAAUCGGAGACCGGAAACCGUCUGGUGUUCGCUUAUUAUGUUACUGGCCAUGGAUUCGGGCAUGCAACUCGUUGCGUUGAGGUUGUUCAUCAUCUGAUUCUUUCUGGUCAUGAUGUUCAUGUGGUUACUGGUGCUCCUGAUUUUGUCUUCACUUCUCAAAUACAAUCUCCACGACUUUUCCUUCGAAAGCUAGUCAUAGACUGUGGAGUAGUUCAAGCAGAUGCUUUAACAGUAGACAGACUUGCCUCCUUGGAGAAAUAUUCUGAGACAGCAGUUGUUCCUCGUGAUUCUAUUUUGGCAACAGAAGUGAAGUGGCUAAAAUCCAUCAAGGCAGACUUAGUGGUGUCAGAUGUUGUUCCAGUUGCUUGUCGUGCAGCAGCUGAUGCUGGUAUUCGUGCAGUUUGUGUAACAAAUUUCAGUUGGGACUUCAUUUAUGCAGAAUAUGUUGUGGUUGCUGGAUAUCAUCAUAGAUCAAUAGUUUGGCAGAUAGCUGAGGACUAUUCACACUGUCAAUUCCUGAUACGUCUUCCAGGAUUUUGUCCAAUGCCUGCUUUUAGAGAUGUGGUUGAUGUACCUUUGGUUGUGAGGAAGCCACGAAAAUCACGCAAGGAGGUAAGAGAUGAAUUAGGUAUCGAAGACAAUGAGAAGGCCAUGGUACUCAACUUUGGUGGACAAUCAUUAGAUUGGAACUUAAAGGAGGAGUACUUGCCUCCUGGUUGGAUUUGCCUGGUUUGUGGAGCACAUGACAAUCAGCAGGAGCUUCCUCACAAUUUCAAGAAGCUGGCAAAGGACGUUUAUACCCCUGAUGUCAUGGCAGCAUCUGACUGCAUGCUUGGAAAAAUUGGAUAUGGAACCUGUAGUGAAGCUUUGGCAUACAAAUUACCUUUUGUGUUUGUACGUAGAGAUUAUUUCAAUGAAGAACCAUUUUUGAGAAAUAUGCUUGAGUAUCAUGAAGGUGGUGUUGAGAUGAUAAGAAGGGACUUGCUUGUAGGUCAUUGGAGGCCAUAUCUUGAAAUAGCAACUACUUUGAAACCUAGCUAUGAGGGUGGUGUCAAUGGUGGUGAGGUUGCAGCCAAGAUUUUGCAGGAUGCAGCUCAUGGAAAGAAUUACAAAUCAGAUCAGGAUAGUGGGGCAAGGAGAUUGUGUGAUGCCAUAGUGCUUGGAUUUCAAUUACAAAGAGCUUCAGGAAGAGAUAUCAGUAUCCCAGAAUGGUAUACUAAUGCUCAAAAUGAACUUGGUUUUCGUACAGGAUCACCACAAUCAUCUGAUGCUGCUAAUAAUAGUUCCAGCUUUUUUCAGAAUUCAGUUUGUGAUGAGUUUGAGAUUCUUCAUGGAGAUGUAAAGGGUCUUCCAGACACCGUUAACUUUUUGAAAAGUUUGGCAGAAUUACGCGUCUCUCAUAGUUCUGAAAAGCCAUACAUAAGAGAACGCAAGGCUGCAGCUGCUCUCUUUAACUGGGAGGAAGAGAUAUAUGUGGCAAGGGCACCAGGAAGAUUGGAUGUAGUUGGAGGAAUUGCAGACUAUUCUGGAAGCCUUGUUUUGCAGAUGCCAAUUAGAGAAGCUUGCCAUGUUGCUGUGCAAAAGAUUCAACCAGCCAAACAGAGGCUCUGGAAGCAUGCACAGGCUCGACAGCAAGCCAAAGGACAAAAACAAACACCUGUUCUCCAAAUUGUGUCAUAUGGAUCAGAGUUGAGCAAUCGUGGUCCAACAUUUGACAUGGACAUAUCAGACUUUAUGGAUGGAGGGAAACCGAUUUCAUAUGAAAAGGCAAAACAUUACUUUUCCCAAGACACAUCUCAAAGAUGGGCUGCAUAUGUUGCUGGUGCCAUUAUUGUUUUAAUGAAAGAAUUGAAUGUCAGGUUUGAAAGCAGCAUCAGCAUGCUGGUUUCCUCUGCUGUUCCAGAAGGAAAAGGUGUUUCUUCUUCUGCAUCUGUGGAGGUAGCUACUAUGUCAGCUAUUGCUUAUGCACAUGGAUUAAAUAUCAGUCCAAGAGAGCUUGCUUUACUCUGCCAAAAGGUGGAAAAUUAUGUGGUUGGAACACCAUGUGGAGUGAUGGACCAAAUGACUUGUGCAUGUGGUGAAGAAAACAAGCUUCUUGCAAUGCUUUGUCAGCCUGCUGAGGUAUUAGGGCUAGUGGAUAUUCCUAGUCACAUACAGUUUUGGGGAAUUGACUCUGGUAUACGCCACAGUAUUGGGGGUGCUGAUUAUGGAUUUGUAAGGAUAGGAGCCUUCAUGGGUCGAAAAAUCAUCACAUAUAUUGCAUCUUCUAUGAUUUCUCAAGCAUCUUCAAAUAGUAAUGGGCAUAAUAAUCAUGAGCAUGACAUUAGCCUACUUAAAACCGAAGCUUCUUUAAAUCAUUUGUGCAAUCUCACCCCACACAGAUAUGAACAUACAUAUGUUAAGAAUCUACCCGAUUCUAUGUCUGGUGAAGCCUUUUUGAAAGAAUAUAAGGAUCACAAUGAUUCAGCAACAGUUAUCAAUGCCAAAUGUAUUUACCCCAUCAAAUCAGCUACCACACAUCCCAUUUAUGAAAAUUUCCGUGUCAAGGCCUUCAAAGCACUACUAACAUCAUCACCUUCAGAAGACCAACUCACUGCUCUUGGAGAACUCCUGUAUCAGUGUCACUAUAGCUACAGUGGUUGUGGAUUAGGGUCAUAUGGAACAGAUAGACUAAUCCAAUUGGUUCAAGAAAUGCAACACAAUAAUAGUAAUAAUAAUAAAUCAACACAAACAGAUGGAAGCUUAUUAUAUGGGGCAAAGAUCACUGGAGGUGGAUCUGGUGGGACCAUUUGUGUUCUUGGAAAGAAUUCUCCUCAAACUAGACAAUGUAUCACUCAGAUUCAAAAGAGAUACCAAAAGGCAACAGGCUACAAGCCAUUUGUCUUUGAGGGUUCAUCACCGGGUGCAGGGAAAUUUGGUUAUUUGAAAAUUCGAAGCCGUGAAGUUAGCCAGAAAAACAAGUAGUAUUUUUUUUAUUAAUGUAAAUUCAUAAUCAUAUAUUCGUAUUCUUGCUAGGAAAAGA